Malaya genurostris is the source of this 543-nucleotide messenger RNA. RefSeq lists its product as uncharacterized. Bases 99 to 464 code for a protein of 121 amino acids. Lineage: Eukaryota; Metazoa; Arthropoda; Insecta; Diptera; Culicidae. The transcript has 3 exons. The record is from RefSeq and is a predicted model, not a curated record.
GUACAAUUAAUGCAGAGUGUGUAACAAAAUUGUAAAUAAAAUCGGCUAACAUCUUUAAUUAUGCAAGAACUGCUUUCCUGAAUAAGGGAAGGAAAACAAUGACCCUGUUCCAGCAACCACGCUGGCUUCGCAAAUGGAUUCGACGUCGCAUGAACCCGUUGCCAAUUCAGGAGGCCGCCCGGUGGAAGGGUAGACUGAGUAUCGUUUACGGAUUGUUGGCAUGGAAUGCACUCGGAUUCGUUGGCUAUAUGAUCUACACCGGCAAAAAUGACUGGGCUAAGUUCUACGGCUAUAAGACAGAAGAGGAAGCUGCUCUUCCCCCGGCUGUUCGGUAUGCUAAACAACUUAAUAUGCCAAACGCGCAUGUUUUGAAAUUUAAGGGGCUUUCGAAAACAGAUGAGUACGAACUAAAAGAUAUGGAAAUUGUAAGGAAAAAGGAUGUUGCGGAGGAAGUUUUGGAAUAAGUUUUCAGUUUGAUUUUUUUUGUAUAGCUUGCUUAUAUUUGCGUACGAUUUUAUAAUGAAUAAAAUACAUUAAAAUUAA